Messenger RNA from Arachis stenosperma, 2040 nucleotides. RefSeq names its product BTB/POZ domain-containing protein At3g05675. Lineage: Eukaryota; Viridiplantae; Streptophyta; Magnoliopsida; Fabales; Fabaceae. Bases 461 to 1330 code for a protein of 289 amino acids. The transcript has 2 exons. The record is from RefSeq and is a predicted model, not a curated record.
AUUCAAAAUAUGCAGAAGAACCGAGAGAGAAAAGAGAUGACGAACGCGCGAACUACAUGGGCCGGUCCGGGUUAAAUUGGACCCGGAUCCGAUACUAAUUUCAAUAAGCCCAUGGCCCAUUCCGCCUUUCUGCGCCAUUUUGUCCCUAAUCUGAAUCUCCAUUGGAUUUCUUUCUUCUCGGGAACGCCGCUGCUGAUUCCUUCGACUGAGAUUGUUAGCGAAGAUUGUAAAAUUUAUGGCAUUCCCUUGAAAAAUCACCUGGUUUUCAUGUUGUCAUCCUUUAAAGCCAUUAUAUUGCCAGAACCGCAAGUGUAAUUUUGGAGUUGUGUGACAUUAUUUAUUCAUUGAAAUUGCUUUCUGCUGUGAGAACACGAGGGUGUUAAACUUGGAUAUCAUUUGGAGGAAGGAGCACCGCGGUUUUGCAAAGUUAAAUGUGGUUUUGAAACUGAGUUGAAUAGCCAUGUCAUUUAUACAUCAGAUUAAACCUGUGCAAUUAGUUAUCGCAAAAGAUAUAUUUGUUUCAGCCAUUCGCAUCGCCAUGUCUAUUGAUGGGUCGUGUUUACCAUUUGGAGAUGUGCUCCGAACAUCUGCACAGGAGCAAGUCGACUACAUGCUAAGUAAAGACAAAGAUACUCUGAUAGUCAUGGCUGAUGAUGAAGUUAAGUCAGUGGUAAGAACGGGUGUUUACAAUACAAUUAAUUCAUUCGAAAAGGACUUGGCUUCCUUGUUGUUGGUCCCCUCCCUUGAGCUUGGGGCUGCAGAUAAUAAUGAUAGAAUAAUGAGAAAGUUAUCUGAUCUUGAAUGGAUGUGCAAUGUACUCCCAAAGAUGGAUUUAAUGAAAAAUUUGGUCUCUGAUUGGGCUGCGAUCUCUAAUCAAAUUUUGCGAAUUGUUGAAGACAAGAAGCUUGACCAGGUCAUGUGGGGCCUGAAAAUAAAGCUGAUAGAGGUAACAUGUAAAGUUUUGGAAGCGGUUGGUUAUGGCGGUGUGAUUCUUCCGGCAGCAUGCCGUGUCCAAUUGCUGAAGUCUUGGUUUCCGUAUAUUCGGAAAAUGAAGCCGUUGCUGGAUUCAAAAGGCACAGAGGAGAAUGGUUUUCCUUACAAAAUGGACCAAGAUUUGUGUCAGGCCAUUGAGGGAGCAAUUGUGUCAUUGGUAUUGACAUUGCCAUCAAACGACCAAGCAGACAUUCUUGCUGACUGGAUUAGAAGCAGAGAAAUCGGAUACCCGGACCUGAGUGAGGCUUUCGAGGUCUGGUGUUAUAGAACGAAGUCGGCGAAGAGGAGAUUAGUGGAAGGUUUAGAUGGCAAUAGUGAUGCUGUCAUCAGUGCUUGACUUUGAUUUCCCCCUCUUCUUUCAAAUUGUAGUUUGGAUAGUUUUAGCUCCAAAUGUUGUAUAAUGAACAUUAUUAUGUCAGAUGGAGGAGUUGAUUCCGUAUAUGGCACACUAGCUGAAUGGAGAGGUUCAAUUCCUUGCUUGGUAUCUGGUAAUGAUAUUGGUAUUUGAGCCUUGUUGAAGAUCCCACUCUUGUUUUUAUGCUUUCCAGUUUUCCCUCUAUCCCAACAUCUUGGAGUUGAAGAUCCAAUCCAUGUUUUCAUGAUUUCCAUCAUUCACUUUCUCGCUUUGGAGUUGCUUCCUUUCUAACUCCAAUUUCUUAGGAGAAUCCUUCAAAACAACACCACACGAUUUAAACAUCUGAACCAUUUUCGACUACAAUUUUACCAUCUUCUCAAAAUCCUCCUAAACUUGUCGCACAUUUGAUUAGGUGAACCCAUCAUUUUCGUAGUCGUCGUGGUUGUGGCUGUGGCUGUGGCUGAGGCUCAAAGUUCUUGCGCGCGCGAGUCAGCUAGAUGGCAUGUUGCCACGUGAGUUAGAACGUCAUCUUGAUAUAGGCACGUGACUUUUCGACGUAGAAGAAAGCUACGUCAAAUGUUAGUGCCGUACCAGGCUCUAGCAGACCUUACCAUCUACGUAGAAUAGCUUCCACCUUUUUUUAAGUGCAUCUUUUAAUUCUUUAAUGAAAUCAAGUAUACAUUUUAAAUUGA